GUGUCUUCCAUCCGCAUGCAGGGCAUCCUUCUCCUCCUCUUUGCCAGGCAAGCCCACCUGCCCUUCAUCCGGGAUGUGCGGAGCCAGUUUACCCGCACCGGCCUGCACGGCUACUGGGGCAACAAGGGAGGGGUCUCCAUCCGCCUGUCUCUCUACGGCCACUCGGUCUGCUUCCUGAACUGCCACCUGCCGGCCCACCUGGAGAACGCCAAGCAGCGCCUGGACGACUUCGAGCACAUCCUGGAAAUGCAGCACUUCGAAGAGAAGGCGUUCCCCUCGGCCCUGGACCACGAGCUUCUCUUCUGGUUCGGCGAUCUGAACUUCCGGAUCGAGGACUAUGGGCUGCACUUCAUCCGAGAGUCCAUCAGCAGCAGCCGCUUCCACCUUCUCUGGGAGAAGGACCAGUUAAACAUGGCCAGGAAGAAGAUGUUCUUCCUCCAGGAGUUCUCGGAGGGGCCCCUGAAGUUCAAGCCCACCUACAAGUUUGACCUAUACUCGGACCAGUACGACACCAGUGAGAAGAAACGGAAGCCUGCUUGGACCGAUCGGAUCCUCUGGAGAGUAAAAUGCCUUCCCUGCUUCGAGCCGAAGGAGGCCCCCAGGGAGGGGGGGCUGUCCCUGUCCCUGGGCAGCUACACCAGCCACAUGGACUACAACAUCAGCGAUCACAAGCCGGUCACUGGCACCUUUGAGCUGAAGGUGCAGCGCCUGCAGAUGGAGCCCCUGGUUGUGCUCUGCCCGGUGGGCACCUGGAGUGCUGAGCAGGAUGCCACAGUCAGCUACGUCACCGCUCCAGAAUUCACCAGUAGCGCCUGGGACUGGAUUGGGCUCUACAGGGUGGCCUUCCGACAUCUGAACGACUACGUCACCUACGUUUGGGUGCAGGACAACGAAAUCUCCUCCGAGGACGGGGCAAAGCAGGUCUAUCUCGGGGCUGAGGGCCUCCCCAAAGCGGGGGGAGAAUUCCUCCUGGGAUACUACAGCAACACGCUGCGGUCCCUCGUGGGCCUCAGCCAGCCGGUCCAGAUCCAACCGUGCCCGAAGUCAGCCGAGCAGCAGGCGGGCUGGGCUGGGGCCAGCAGUGCAGAACGCCUUCCUUGCGAGAGGCCACCCUGUGACUUCUGAGGUCCCCCCCCCCAUCCGGCACUUCCGUGGUGGGGACCGUAAGGCACUCCGGCUUCGGCCUCUGCAGCGGCCUGGCUCAGCUUGCCGCAGCUCUGAAAAGCUCUGCCUCCCUUUGGUGCAGAAGAGCCGAGACGGAGCCGGUUCCCCAGCAGGACCGCCGGCUUCCUUACGCCCCGGCCGAGACGGCCGCUGCCCCAUUUUCCGAGUGCCUCUUAGGCUCUGUGCGCUUCACUGCAAUGUUAAGGAGACACUGCUGGCACUUAUUUGAAAACUGGGAUUGUAGGAUUUUUAUGAAAUGUAAAUUUUUUAGAACUGAAAUACAUUUUAUCGUAGCUGGAAUGAAAA
Messenger RNA from Protobothrops mucrosquamatus (brown spotted pit viper), 1470 nucleotides. RefSeq names its product inositol polyphosphate-5-phosphatase K (gene INPP5K). Gene Ontology annotation, cellular component: plasma membrane; ruffle; cytoplasm. Gene Ontology annotation, biological process: negative regulation of phosphatidylinositol 3-kinase/protein kinase B signal transduction; negative regulation of glycogen biosynthetic process; negative regulation of peptidyl-serine phosphorylation. Bases 16 to 1125 code for a protein of 369 amino acids. Gene Ontology annotation, molecular function: phosphatidylinositol-3,4,5-trisphosphate 5-phosphatase activity; phosphatidylinositol-4,5-bisphosphate 5-phosphatase activity; inositol bisphosphate phosphatase activity. The record is from RefSeq and is a predicted model, not a curated record. The transcript is spliced from 9 exons. Lineage: Eukaryota; Metazoa; Chordata; Lepidosauria; Squamata; Viperidae.